Messenger RNA from Micropterus dolomieu (smallmouth bass), 5125 nucleotides. It is a transcript of the gene ppp1r3ab, whose product is annotated as protein phosphatase 1, regulatory subunit 3Ab. The coding region runs from base 326 to 4606 and encodes 1426 amino acids. The record is from RefSeq and is a predicted model, not a curated record. NCBI's taxonomy places the organism in Eukaryota, Metazoa, Chordata, Actinopteri, Centrarchiformes, Centrarchidae. Gene Ontology annotation, cellular component: protein phosphatase type 1 complex. The transcript is spliced from 5 exons. Gene Ontology annotation, molecular function: protein phosphatase 1 binding; glycogen binding. Gene Ontology annotation, biological process: regulation of glycogen biosynthetic process.
UACCUCCUUGGUUCCUGUAGAGGGCAUUGUGGCUCCACCCACCCCAAAGAUGGGCUCUUAUAGAGCCUUCCCAUAAAGUAGCUGGUCUCCAUCCAAGCCAGACACCCUGCCACUUUGUCAUAUCGCUCCCUCUGCCUCCUCCCCCUGGUAUUCCUGCAUUGCCUGAAGUUGCCCUGCUGGAAGUCUCUCAGGUGAGCAUGGUGGACACCCCAGUAAUGGCCCCUACCGUCCUCGCAGCGGCUCACCUUCACAAAGCAAUCAUUGACGGACAAGUUGUGCCGGACACUGUUCCUCCACCCCGGACCCCGCCUCCUGAGAGAGCCCCAUGGAGUUUAUGGAACAGCCAGGACCUUCUGGGGCCUGUAACCUCUUAGGAGUACCAGGCCUCAGCACCUUGGACGUGGAUGACGAUGAGGGCGAGGUGGUGAUCGGCAUCAGGCCCAAAUCUUCGCCUCUCCCGCGGCGAAGGAACUCUGUCUCUGACGAGGACUCAGAGCCUGAGCCUCCCCUGUGUGGCUCCAGGAGAGUGUCCUUUGCAGAUGCCAAAGGCCUCAGUUUGGUGCACGUGAAGAAGUUUGACUCUUGGGAUGUACCCAAGCUGCCAGGGUAUGACUCUUCUGAGGGCAAAGGUAAAGAUGCAGAGGAAUACUUCCUAUCUCCUCUUACUUUCUACCUUCCAUUAUCUACUGAGGAGCUGUUUGACAAAGUCCGGGAACAAAAAGUGGAGUUGGAGAGCAUUGAGUUACUUCCAGGGACCACAAUACUGAAAGGAGUGAUCCGUGUCCUUAAUAUCUCCUUUAGUAAAGCAGUAUAUGUCCGAAUCACUUUGGACUCCUGGUCCAGCCACUUUGAUCUCCUGGCAGAGUACAUCCCCGGUUCCAGUGACAGUCUGAUGGACUGUUUCUCGUUUAAGCUCACCUUAGUGCCCCCAUUUGGAGAGCAGGGAGCCAGAGUUGAUUUUUGUCUGCGAUAUGAGACUUCAGUAGGGACAUUCUGGACCAACAAUAACAACAGAAACUACGUGCUGUUCUGCCAUCAGAGAGUGAAAGAGAGGAAAGAGAAACCACAGAAGGAAAAUGUGAACAUGAAAAGCUGCCUUAAGACUAUCAGUCAGAAAUUCUCCACCGUGGAAAACAUUUCAGGAUUGGAGGCUUCAUUUCAACAAAACAACAAAAAUAUUUCAACAGAUGUGUCAAAAAAUGGACAGGAAGUGGACACUACAAAAGCCACACAAAUCUCGGAUUGCCAGUCAGGAACAUCAGAGGAAGCUGAACAGAAAUUACUAACUGAGAGCAGACAGAACUACAGCCAAAGAAGUCGCAGAAAGGCUAUACGGAUGACUCAGCUGAGGGACCACUUUGCUGAAAGAGGUGGAGGAGGAAAUGACACUGAAAGAGAUGAAUCACCUCCAGCAGUAAAACAGACAGCUCAAGAGGAAACCCAAGAAGAAAAGCAUACAGAUCUGCAAUCUUUUUCUGAGUUGAGCAGCAAAUCAGAAGAUUCUGAGUUUGUUUCUAAAUCUCUGGAAACAUGCAGCGAAUCCGUCCCUGCUGUCCUACAUUAUACAUCACCAACACACGACUACACAUCCAACAGUGAGCCAGAGAAAUCUGAGAGCAUCAAUCUGGCUGACUCAGCCACAUUAACAGGAGGUGAGAGUGCCACAGAUACCCCAGACAACCCAUUGCAUUCAAAUGAUGAAAUUGGUCCAGCAGAUUGCCAACAUAUCAACAAGUGUGUCUCUAAAGUUGAGGAAAGAAAUCAGAGGCAAGGCGUGUGUUAUGAAUGUACUAGAAACAUUGCAGUGGAACCAUAUGACAGUGUUAUUUCAGCAGUGAGUAGCGAAAUCCUUGUUAGCCAGACCAGCAGCUUCACAUUUGGAACUGUGGUGGCUCCGCUGUAUCAUCAGGUGUUUGGAAGAGUGGGAAGUGAAAGUCAAAGUGCAGGUGAUUGGGGAAAUCCAGUACAGGCUACAUUGAAUGUUGUAGAUUUAACUCAAAGAUACGCUCACACUGAAAGAAGAGAGACCAGAUGCACAGUUCCAACAAAAGUUAUUGGUAAAGCUGACAAAGUUCAAGGAAAUGUGAUAAAGACUCAGAAAUCAAACCAAGAAUGCCUAGAUGCCACUCUGAGUAGUCCUCCUAUUGUAGAAGAAGAAACAAGUUUGAGUGUAACAGCAAAUGAUAUCCUGGACCCUGCAGACACUCUGCAGGAUGCAGUUGAGAUUAUAUAUUCAGGCCAGAGACACACAAAUACACCUGAGGUUCCAAAAACAAUUUCAGGAGACACAGAAGCACAGCCACACACUGUAAACACUGUUAAUACAGAUUUGUUGAAUCUGCAAAUAACCACUGAGAGUUUACAUCUCCAGGGAAAAGCACAGGACAGCAGUCUAACCCGUGACCUGCAAAGCCAAACCACAGCAGAAACAGCACAGGCUCAACUGCCAGAACACGCAUGUAAAAACAUUAAAAAUAAUCUAGUGGAACCAGUUGCACAAAAGGAAAUGGAAGAAGUCCUGACCUGUCAAGAAACCUCAUUUGUGUCACUUCAACUUUCUCAGAGUGUAUCAGAGCAUGUUAGUGAUAAGACUGUUCAACAUGCCAGUGGUAGUGGAGCAAACGAGUGUGUUGUAACUAAAUCAACAAUCAAUGGCAUUACAGAGGAGGAUAAACCAUUAGAAACUUUACAUGAUUGGGAUCCUAACCAAAACAAUAAUUCAGUUACUAAAGAAACUGAGAACAGCUAUAUUUCUGUUUUUGAAACUGGGGAGAGAAAGGAUGUCACAACAUUACAGAUGUCUCUUGAAACUCAGGAAGAAACUAAUAAUGUGGAAGGAGGAAAUACAGUGGUGGACAAAACACAUUCACAUGAAACAAAACACUCAGGUGAUAUUAAGAUAACUGGUGAGGUAGCUGAGUCAAUGAUGAGUAACAAUCACAUACAUGGUGAAUUGUUAAUAGAGCUCAAAGAUGAAGACAUUUUAAAAGAUAAAACAAUUAUUGUUUCAGAAAAAAUAGAUCAUCAUGAAAUGGAGGCUGUCGUCUCAAAACAGGAGGAUUCUUGUUUAGCAGGCACUACUGAGGUAAACUGGGAAAUGAUGGUUGAAGAAGAGGAGAAAAACCUAUUAACAGAUGAAGAGGAAAGCAAGGCACUGCUUUUAAAUACAGAGGACACUAAAGCAUUGAAGAAAUGCCAAGGAGAACAGUUAGAGGAGGCUUGGAUAGAGACAGGAUUAGAAAAAACAGAGAUAGGACAAAAGAAAACAGAAGAUGAAAUCGUGGGGGAGAUCACAGUUGCAAGAGAGAAAGAGAACAAGGCUGAUGAUGCAGAUGUUUUAGUGGACAAGCAGAGGAUUGGAGAGGAAGGAAUUGUGGAGAUUGUUGCUGGAAACUAUAGGGAAGAAUUAAAAAAAAAAUUACAAUACAUUCAAGCUACAAAGACGAAAAAGACACUUGGAGAAGAAGAACAAGUUGAGGAGUUUGAAGUAGAGAAAAGAGAUGAACAAGAGAAGACAGAGUUAGAGAAAGAAAAACACUUUGAAGAGAUACGAGAGGUCAAUAUUGAACGUACAAAUGUCCAAGAAGAAGAGGAGAUUGAGGGGAAGGAAGAAAUGGCAAAGGACCUGAACGAUGAUGAGGAAGCAGGUGUGGAAUGGGAGGAUCAGGUAAAUCCAAGGGAGGAAAACAAUGAAGAGCAGAAUCCAGAUUACAAGGAGGAAAUUCUAGUUUAUGAAAAAGGAGAGUCAGAGAUUGUAGAUAAUGAGUCACAGAGCAGGACAACAGAGAACGGGGGAAAUGAAGUGGAGUAUUUUGAGGAGAGGUUAGACAUUCUCCAAAACAAGGUUGAGGGUGGUUUAUCCGCUCUGGUGAACAAUGUGCAGGACAAGAGAGUAAUUGACAUAGAAAAUACAGGAGAAGGGCAAAAUGCACACCUCCCAUCUGAAAUGCAUCUUUACAAAGAUGAAGAUUUUCAAAGCAACGAGAAUGUUACACAUGACCGAUCAAAAGCAGCGAUAGAUGAGAACGAUUCCGCUGCUGCUGAGGCAGGUCCAAGCAUUUUUGCAGAUGAACCUGAAAGUGACCAAAAAGGCCACGACAGUGCUUCAGCAGAGUCUGACUCAGACGAUGAGGUGGAGUUGUACAUGCACUGUCUGAGGGCUGUUCACACUGGGGCACAGGCCCAUAAAGACAGGAACAAAGAUACAGGUUUUAGUGUGGGGAGAAGGCCCUCUGUAAGCAGAAGUAAACCGCUGUCCUCUCCCAUGCCGCCCAUCAGUGAGUCUCUGGAUGAAGAACAACACCUCAGUUGCCUUCAGGACAAUCAUGAAGACACGGAGACAGAAGACAUCCACCCCACAGCUGCAGCUCUGCGAGCGUCAAGUGGACAGGAGAGCCUCAACAGAAGUGUUUCGUGGUGGAUAGAGUAUUUUUCCUGCAGCAAUAUCUCAAAAACAUUGUUAUACGCCACCUUGUUAGUGAUAUUUUUAGUUGUGGCCUACUAUUAUGAUUUUCUUGCUUGUUUUGGGCUCUACUUGAUAUCAAUGAUUUGGCUCUGCUGUCAAGGAGAGAGGCAGCCAGUUAAAAACAACAACAGAAUAGGGUGAAUUAUAUUGCAAAAAUCUCUUUCAGUUGUGUGUUAUUAUUUACCAUGGAUUUCUUAGGGUUAUAAGUGAACAAGGUGCUGGCAUGACACAAUUGUCUUUAGGUUUAGUAGAUAUGGAACUCCUUUUUUGCUACAUACAAUUAUUGAUUGACAUAAUUAGUAAUGUUCAAUAGAAGAAAUAGAAGAAGUAGAAGAAGAAAAAACAAACAGUGAAUGACGGGCAUUGAUUUGAAAUAUAUAUGACACAUAUCAGAAAAAAUGCUGUAUAUUCCCUAUGGGAGGAUAUUAACUCUCUGUUGUCAAGAGUAUGAACCAAUUUUCUUUAUGUUUUUCUGUACAGUAAACGUAGCAUCGACUCAGCCAACAGGCUGCGGACCAUUUCUCACACUGAUCAUUUCUGCAGAGCCUUAAUGCAUUUUGGAGGUGUAAAUGAAACUCAUCACUGUGCUGUGUGUAUGAAUACCACUUAAAAAUCCAUGUAUUUGUGUAGAGUAAAUUUAGUUUUAAGUCUGUAAUGAAU